GGUGUCGGUCUGGGUCUGCACCAUUCGUUAUCCUCAGCUCUGCAUGGUUCGUUGUUGAAUCAUGUAAUUAUUAAUUUAUAUCCCUAUUUGAAGAAAUUCGAAGUUUUGCAAGCUCGAUCAGUUUAUUUAACCAACCUACCAUGGCUUCGGAAGAACAGCUUGCCCUUUCCGGGCUAAUCAAAUCGGUUCAUCAGCGGUUGCGAGACUCCUCCAAGGAGACCCCUCCGGAUCAGGUUUGGAGAGAGCACUUGCAAAACGAGGACCUUUUGCGGCGGUACGCCGUAGCAAUGCACACCCUGGCCACAUGCUACUGGGACAAAACCAUGGAGGUAUCCUGCAAGAAGGACAACAGCCGCAUAGAGUGGGUGGUCAAUUCCUGCCGGGAGUACUUUUUCCGGUCGCGCUUGUUGAACUUGUUUCGCGAGAAGGAUGACAAGGUAAUGAAAGCUCUUGAGAAUUUCAACUAUCAACACCACCCGUACGAGAUUUCCCGAGUAAGACUGCUAGACGUCGGAAGUUGUUACAAUCCGUUCAGCGAAUUCGCAGAUUUUGAGGUAACUGCCAUUGACAUUGCACCAGCACAUGAAUCGGUGAUAUACUGUGACUUUCUCGAAGUUCCCCUGGGUCAAAGUUUAACAACUGACCUCAAACCUUCUUCGAUCGAUAGCCUUCCACUUGGGUACUUUGAUGCCGUCGCCUUCUGCUUACUGCUAGAAUAUAUGCCAUCGUCCGACCAGCGCCUACUGUGCUGCCAGAAGGCGUACGCUGUGCUGAAGCCGGAAGGAAUCCUCCUUGUAAUCACACCGGAUUCCCGCCAUCAAGGAGCCAAUGCCAAAUUGAUGAAAAAUUGGCGCUUUACCUUGGGGUUGAUGGGCUUCACCCGGAUAAAGAUCGAGAAGCUAGAACACGUGACCUGUAUGGUGUUUAGGAAGUCCAUUUUCAAGGAAGUUUCCGAACGGUGGUGUAGAAUUCACAAGGAGGAUUAUAUGACGGCGGUGCUAAAUAUACCACAGGAUUUCAAAAACGACACAAUGUCGAAUGAGGAUGAUGAUCAGGGAGAACACGUCGAGAAGUCUGUCGAAGAUAUGGUUGAAAUCAGGGAAAUGUUUGGAGGGUUGCCGUUUGUCGAUGAUGAAAUGAACUGAUGAACCAAACAACAUAGUAUAACACUUGCGAAAGAAAGCCAUGGCAUAAAGAUCC
This is a messenger RNA of Aedes albopictus (Asian tiger mosquito), 1200 nucleotides long. It is a transcript of the gene Samtor, whose product is annotated as S-adenosylmethionine sensor upstream of mTORC1. The transcript has 2 exons. Lineage: Eukaryota; Metazoa; Arthropoda; Insecta; Diptera; Culicidae. Gene Ontology annotation, biological process: negative regulation of TORC1 signaling. Bases 141 to 1145 code for a protein of 334 amino acids. The record is from RefSeq and is a predicted model, not a curated record.